AUGGGUAUGCGCGAGUAUUCUCGCGCCGCUUCCGUCCUGGGUAAGGAUCAGCAGUCUCCGGCAGCGGUGUUCUUUCGGUCCUACGCCCUCUACCUUGCUGGGGAGAAGAGGAAAGAGGAGGAAAUUGCAGAGGUCCAAGAUCCAGUGGAGAAGGGUCAGGUGAAAAACCCUGAGCUGAGAACGCUGGAGGAAGAAUUGUCAAUGCUUCAUCAGCAACGGCGACUAGAUGGCUUAGGUUUGUACGUCUAUGGCAUCACUCUGAAGGGUCUAGAGCUGAAGGAUGAUGCCCGGCGCAUCCUGCUGGAGUCGGUUCAGGCCUUUCCCUGCAACUGGUCAGCCUGGCUGGACAUCAUCAGCAUAUCUUCCGACCUGAACGAUGUGAAUGAUUGUCGUGUCGACUUGACGUUGCCCAACCACUGGAUGAGUCACUUCUUUGAAGCGGCCUUUCAGUUGGAGCUUCAACGCAAUGAGAGCGCCAAGAACCUCUAUGCCAUGCUGCGUGGGAGCUUUCCGGAGUCCUCCUAUCUCACAUCGCAGCUGGCCACCUGUUUCUACAACAUGAGGAACUUCGACUCCUCCCAGGCGGCCUUUGAAGAAAUGCGCAAGAAGGAUCCCUAUCGGCUCACGUCGCUGGAUACCUAUUCCAACAUCCUCUUUGUCAAGGAGCGGUCUGCAGCCUUGAGCCACCUGGCGCGGCAUGUGGUGAAGAUCGACAAGUACACGCCAGAAGCUUGUAGCAUCAUCGGCAACUACUACAGCUUGAAAGGUGAGCACGAGAAAGCCGUGGUGUAUUUCCAGAGAGCCUUGAGUCUUAAUAGGCACUUCACUCCAGCAUGGAUUCUGAUGGGUCAUGAGUUCAUGGAGAUGAAGAACACCCCGGCAGCCAUUGACGCUUACCGCACAGCUGUGACGAUCAAUCAGCGUGACUACCGGGCUUGGUAUGGCUUGGGGCAAACCUAUGAGCUGUUGAGCCUGCACUACUACGCGCUCUUCUACUACCGCCGUGCCAUGCUGCUCCGCCCGGAGGACGCACGGAUGUGGUGCGCCAUGGCGCAAUGCUACGACCUCAUGAGUCGCAAAUCAGAGGCCCUGAGAUGCUACGAGAAGGCGCACCGCUGUGGGGACCGGGAACGCAUGGCGCUGCCACGUCUGGCGCGGCUGCAUCGAGAUCUCAACCAACGGAGGCAAGCCGCAGCUUACUACAGUCAGAUGCUGGAGCAGAACGGUCAACCAGAUGGAGGACCCUUGCAACCCUUGGGCCUCUCCACGGAGGUCGUAGAGGCGCUUCGUUUCCUCAUGGCCUUUAGCGCGGAGGAGGGUCGCCUCGGGGAGGCAGAGGCACAUGCCAUGCGGCUGCUGGAUACCUCGGGGCCGGAGAAGGACGAGGCCAAAGCCAUGCUUCGGAACUUGCGGCAACGUGGUGGGGCCCCGGAUUUGGGCCAAUGUCGAAAAGCCUUGGGCUCGUCAGCUGAAGGUUCGUACGUGUCGCCAUUGGAUUCCGAGAUCACCUUUCCUUUCAAUCAGCUGGCGAGUGCCAACAUCGAGGCGGAUGAAGAUGGUUGGACUGAGGAUAUCCGAAACUUUCAGAAGGCAGUGACCGCCAUGAGUGACUCCGUGGGCUCCAACGACUGGAAGACGGUGACCAUGGGCACCCAUUCCAAGUUUCGUCCAGCUUUGCUGCUCGAAGGGAGCCUCACCGGACUUGCAGUGGAGGAGUGUGCCGCGCAGGAUCGGAAGUGCCAGAAGGACACCAGCGAACCCAAGGAGUGCGGCUGUGGGUCGUUGAGUCGUGGAGGAACCGUGGCGAGCCCAUCCGAGUGGUCAGCCCCAUCAGAAGUGGCCGAGAGGCACAACUCAGAGAUGGUGGAGAUUCCAAGAGGUGCUUUUCUCAUGGGCGACCGCAAAGAACGCGUCCAUUUUCCACAGGAUGGUGAGGGGCCUGUCCGGCCCGUCCGCAUGUCUGCCUUCCGCUUGGAUCAAUUCGAAGUCAGCAACGCGAAGUUCCAGGACUUCGUGGCGGAGACGGGCUACGUCACCGACGCCGAGCGCCUAGGGGAUUCCUUCGUGGCGGAGCUGUAUCUGUCGGAAAAGGUGCUGGGGACCAUCGACAAAAAGGUGGAUGCAGUCCCCUGGUGGCUCCCGGUGCCGAAUGCCUCGUGGCGUCAGCCCGAAGGCUUGGACAGCGGCCUGGAGUCGCCCCGGAGCCGCUAUGGAAACCGCUGGGAUCAUCCUGCAGUUCAUAUCUCGUGGAACGAUGCCUAUGCUUAUUGCAGCUGGCGAAAUGCAACCCUUCCCACGGAGGCCCAAUGGGAAUACGCUUCUCGUGGCGGCCUGGAAGGAAUGUACUACCCUUGGGGCGACAGCAUGUAUGGCAACGAGAGCGAUGAUGGAAGAUUCAGGAUGAACAUUUGGCAAGGGGAAUUCCCCACUCUGAACACAGCAGAAGAUGGCUACAUCAAAACUGCUCCAGUCGAUGCUUUUGGUCCUCAAAAUGAUUGGGGUUUAUACAACAUGGUGGGCAAUGUGUGGGAAUGGACCAGCGAUUGGUUCAGCCCAGUGCAUUUCUUGACCGAAGAAAAUCAACAGAUUGGCUUCGUGGACCCCACUGGUCCCAGCGUUGAGGACCUGGAACAGCUGGUAGAGAUGGGUUACUUGAAGAAAGAUGCUUCGGGAGCCUUUGAAAAGAUAAAAAAAGGCGGCUCCUUCAUGUGCCAUCACUCUUACUGCUGGAGAUACCGCAACUGUGCUCGGCAUCAUCUGACUGCUGAUAGCACCGCGCAUCACAUUGGCCUGCGCUGCGCCCAGUAG
Molecule: messenger RNA, 2808 nt
Organism: Cladocopium goreaui
Lineage: Eukaryota; Dinophyceae; Suessiales; Symbiodiniaceae
Source: the annotation of a GenBank genome assembly